UCAUAAACUCAACUUUUCAAUCAUCAAAUAUUGUAAAUUUAACGUACGUAGCCAUGAAGAGACAAAGAGAAGUUGAAGGGUUAGAAAACAUAAAUCUAUCAAAUUGUCUAAUGAUGCUUUCUUAUCCCCAACAACAUCAAAACAAGAUUAAGCCACAGCAAAAGAGUUUUGGACCAGCAGAAUAUGAGUGCAAAACAUGCAACAAAAAAUUCUCAUCCUUUCAAGCACUAGGUGGGCACAGUGCAAGCCAUAAAAGAUCAAAAGUAGAAGGUGGUGAAUUCAUGAAAACAAAUGCUACGUCUUUGAGUUUGGGGAAUAAACCCAAAAUGCAUGAAUGUUCCAUUUGUAGACAAGAGUUUUCUUUGGGUCAAGCACUAGGUGGACACAUGAGAAGGCAUAAAGCUAUGAUCAACCAAGAGUUUUCUUCAAUAGAAAAAGUUGUUGUGAAAUUACCAGUUUUAAAGAGAUUGAAUAGUGCAAGAGUUAUGUGCUUGGACUUGAAUUUGACACCGUUGGAGAAUGAUUUGAAGUUAUUGUUUGGAAAUAUGGCUCCAAAUCUUGAUGUUUUGGCCUGAUU
Vicia villosa (hairy vetch) is the source of this 577-nucleotide messenger RNA. Its product is annotated as zinc finger protein ZAT11-like. The transcript has a single exon. The record is from RefSeq and is a predicted model, not a curated record. The coding region runs from base 54 to 575 and encodes 173 amino acids. NCBI's taxonomy places the organism in Eukaryota, Viridiplantae, Streptophyta, Magnoliopsida, Fabales, Fabaceae.